Plasmodium gonderi is the source of this 615-nucleotide messenger RNA. Its product is annotated as variable surface protein. The transcript is spliced from 3 exons. The coding region runs from base 1 to 615 and encodes 204 amino acids. NCBI's taxonomy places the organism in Eukaryota, Apicomplexa, Aconoidasida, Haemosporida, Plasmodiidae. The record is from RefSeq and is a predicted model, not a curated record.
AUGUAUAAUCCUGGUAAUUUUUAUGAUUUCUUUAAUACUAAUUUUUUUUAUAUAAGUUAUACUGAUGAAUGUGAGAAUUUAGAUUCAUAUUCAGAAAAUGUACAUAAUGAUUUAGGAAAAAUUAAAGGAUUUUUGGAUAAUUUAAUUAAUGAUAAAAUAAAUGGAGUUAAUCUUAAAGAACAAAACUGCGAUUCAUUCAAUAAAUGGAUUAACAAGAAAAAAACAGAAUACAUAUGCAACAGAGAUAAUGAUGAAAAUCAUGUAAAGGAAAUUUUUCCAACACAAUUUUGUAUUAAUACCAAACUUGAUGAUUGCUGUAAUGUGGAAUAUGCAGCGAAUGUGUUCAAUGAAUCAUCAUCAAUGAAAAGUCCACAUUUGUUGUCAACAGAAAAUUAUGCUUUUACAUAUGAUGCACAGAGAAUAAAAUCAGUUUAUUCUAUUUGUUUUCCGCUUUUAACAUUUUCUAAAAUAAAGAUGUUUCUAAAUAAUAAAUAUUUAAAGGAACAUUCAAUAAAAAAUUAUAUACAAAGCAGUUGUGCCUUUAAACAUAUUGAGGAUUUUUUCUUAAUGCCCGAAAGGAAAAGAGUUAAUAUACACUAUCCAUCUAAGGUGUAA